AUGUUUCAAUUUUUCCCAUCAACCUUUUUCAACUUCGAAUUUACCCGUGUUCUGGGCACUAUUGCUUUCGGAGGAGCGGAGCUCGCCGAAUGCCUGGACGCGGCCACCAGCAUAGUCAGCGAUGACCCCGAGACAUGGCACCAGGCCUGGUUGACCCAGGCUGAAAAGGCCGAGGCUCUAGCCAUCGAUGCACUGGCACAUGGUGACAAAAUCGCUGCACGGGAGGCGUUUCUGCGAGCUUCGAACUACUUCCGAGCAAGCCAAUACAUGUUCAAUGACCGACCAGAUACGCCCGAUCCGCGGGUGAAGCAGUUCUUCGCUCGGAGUGUGGCUACGUUCCGUCAAGCACUUCCCUUUUUCGAGCAUCAGGCUCACUUGCUUCGGAUCCCGUAUCGCGGCGACAUUCACUUGCCAGGGUACUUAUUUAUUCCGGACGUCCCUCCCAGCAGUGAUCGCGCAAAUGCCCCGUUCCCCGUCAUCAUUUGUUGUAACGGCGCCGACUCAACGUCAGAAGAGCUGUAUACGCUGUUCGGCGCCAGUGGCUGUAAGCGAAACUACGCCGUUGUUCUGUUUGAUGGACCCGGACAGGGCCACAGUCUUCGAGAGGAGAAGCUCCCCAUGCGCCCAGACUGGGAGAAUGUGACGACUCCGGUCCUAGAUUACAUCUGCAAGAUCGCAGGGCAGAAUCCCCAGUGGCUCCUUGAUACGUCGCGCAUUGCUCUGGCCGGUGUCUCCAUGGGGGCCUACUACGCCCUCCGCGGGGCUGUGGACCCGCGCGUCAAGGCGUGUGUCUCCAUCGACCCAUUCUAUGAUAUGUUUGAUCUGGCUACGUCGCGCAUGCCGCCCUGGUUUAUCCGGGCGUGGUUGGCUGGCUGGAUUACGGACGGGAUGUUUAAUGCCACCUGGGCGACCCUUUCGAGAUUCAACUACCAGCUGAAGUGGGAAUUGACACAUGUGAUGUGGAUUUUUGGCCAGCCGUCUGCCGCGGCGGCUAUGCGGGAGAUGCGUAGGUAUACACUUGAUGUCGGAGAAGGUAGGGUGCCGUACCUGUGUCAGACCAAGUGUCCGGUGCUUGUGAGUGGAGCAGCUCACACUAUCUACACGACCCCUGAAAUCAGUACCAUGCGUGUGAAUCAAGCUCUUGAUCAUCUGCCCGACUCCAAACGGCAGGUUUGGGUUGCACGAGAACCUGGAGAUGGGGGACUGCAGGGGAAGGUGGGUGCUUGGCGUCUUCUACAGCAAAGAAUGUUUCAAUUUCUGGGAGAGCAGUUGGAUGUGCAGCAAUGCCGUGGGGUGGAAGGGGGGAACGCAGCUUGUCGAAACAGGCCAUAG
Molecule: messenger RNA, 1332 nt
Organism: Aspergillus tanneri
Lineage: Eukaryota; Fungi; Ascomycota; Eurotiomycetes; Eurotiales; Aspergillaceae
Product: alpha/beta hydrolase family protein
Exons: 1
Coding region: 1-1332 (443 amino acids)
Source: RefSeq, a predicted model, not a curated record